AAAUGGAAUAGUCAUGAACUUUAUUCUUCUUUAAAAAAUCAGCAUGAUUAAACCAACUAUUUCGAGCUUCUGUCUCUUUUCCCUUGCUUCAGCGGGUAACCAGCAUGUUCUUGGGUGGGAUGUGUUUGGCGCAAUGUCAUAUGGCCCUCCAUCAUUCGAUUCACUAAUCGGAUGGGAAUCCCCAAUCGAAUCUGUCUCCGAUUCAAAAUGUCGCGCGCUACACAAUGGUUCGGAUUUUGUCCGAGUUUAUUCUUCGCCAGAGUUUGCGCAUGGGCGUGGCAUCUCUAUUGUCACAACGGCUGAAGACAUGGCGCAAAUACAAGAGCUGCCAGCGUUUUCAAAGCGCGACAUCUAUACCAAGUACAACAUAAAUAAGCAGGUUGCUCAACCGUUUGAAGAGAGGGAGCUUCCAGGUCGAGGAAAGGGGCUGAUUGCGAACAAAACUCUCCAUCGUGGAGACCGCAUCUUCGCCCACACACCAAUCUUGAUCUUUCAUGAGGAUGCUUCGGCUACGCUAGAUGAAGAUUACUGGGCAGAUGUGGAAAGUUGUGCUGUAGGAACAUUGCCUCCUACUUCAAAUAAAUUGUUCUGGCAACUAUUCGGUCAGCCAAGCCAUGGCCCAGCUGGUGGUCGGAUCAACACCAACGCGUUUGCUAUUGAUAUCGAGGAUACCGAGCACUAUGCAGUGUUCCCCGAGAUUGCACGACUCAAUCACGACUGCCGCCCCAACGCGGCAUACUUCUUCGACGAAGAUACACUUACCCACUACGUCCACGCCAUAACAGACAUUGCUAUCGGCACUGAGCUUACAAUUACAUACAUUGAUCCUCAUCUGCCGCGCAAACAGCGCCAGGAAGCCCUUUCUUCAACCUGGGGUUUUACUUGCUCGUGCAGCCUUUGCACUGCAGAUCGCCGUUUGGCGCGCCUGUCCGACUCUCGUCUUGCGCAGAUUGAAGAAAUCACCGGCUAUUUUGAAGAAGAUGAGAUUGGUUCGUCAGAUAUGGCGCUGGCACUUCUUCAAUUAUAUGAACAGGAGAGGCUGUAUGCUCCCAUGGGCGAGGCGCAUAUGCAUGCUGCCCGUGCUUUCUGUGCUGAAGGCAACCGCUGGAGAGCAAUCAGCCAUGCACGUCUGGCUGUGGAGAUUGGUAGCUUAGACAACGGGUUUCACGAUGAAGAUGUUCUUAUGAUGAAGCGCUUGGCAAAGGCUCCAGAGAAGCAAGAGUGCUGGCCGCGAAAGAUAGCUAGCAAGGCCAAGCAAGAAGACAAAUGA
This is a messenger RNA of [Torrubiella] hemipterigena, 1270 nucleotides long. The record is from the annotation of a GenBank genome assembly. NCBI's taxonomy places the organism in Eukaryota, Fungi, Ascomycota, Sordariomycetes, Hypocreales, Clavicipitaceae.